UAAUUCAAAUUUUCUGUAUUAAGUAUUUUGUAUUUUUUGUUUGUUUAUUAAUUACUUUAUGGACAAGGCCGCAAAGAAACAUCACCGGUAUCUUGUUUGUCCGCUUACCAAUCACCGUCUGAUAUUGGGUAAUAUUUAAAUAUUAUGGAUUAUACAAUAAAUUGAUAUUUUUUCGAUAAAAUAAAAACAUCCUGUGAUAAGACUUGAGUUUUGAGGCAUCACGCGCCCCCUCGAGGCACAACAUGAGCACGAUGACGUCAACAGGGAAAUAAGAGAAAGCGAAACUGAUCUGAGGUCAGGUAACGCGAGCCUGUCUCUCUCGAUGGAUCAACCCGUGAUCAAAUACAGACAUUGUGGAAGAGACAUUUACAGUUUUUCAUGUUCACGUUACUCUUUUACUCAGCAAACUGAUGACGUGGACAGAAGCGAGUGUCCGAUCUGUCAUCAAACUCUGACAUUCGGUCUUUUAGACGCACCUGUGACGCUCACCUGUCCUUUUAUGAACGCGCAUCAAGUGUCGUGUGCUUUUGUGAUAGGAUCUGUUCACGGACCAUCAUAUCUGGGAGAAUGGCAUGACACAGAAAUACACGUGGGAGUCUCAAAUUCAGAAGGUCUGGUUUAUAACUACACGCUGUCAGGGGUCCAGAGAGAUGAUCGGGGUUGGGAACAGUGUGUCUGUGUACAGUUGGUCCCACCGUGGAGACAUGACCUGAGGGAAUCAUGGGACAGAAAACUAGAAGAGUUUUCUGUACUCUCAGAAUGGGUUUCAGAACGAUUUGAGGAGGAGAGAGAAUUUGGAUCCUGUUGUUAUGGUUUUGCUUUGACCUUCAUCAACCGGAUGCGCUCACUGGAUGGAAAAUUGUCUCUGAACAGAGACCAGUUCACAGGAUCUUAUAUUUUACCCAGAAUGAAGACUGUGUCCAAAUACAUCAAAAUCUACCAUACAAUAUUACAGCAAGGAUUUUACAAACUGGACAAGAGGUGACACAGGUUGUUUUAUAAAACACUAUACUCAUGGGUUAAGCAAAAGUUUGUGAAGUAGUAGGCCUGUUGUAGACUGAAACCUCGCCUGUGGUGUGAGGUGUUAUUUACACAUGACAGAUGGGAUUUAACUACUCAUGACAGCUUGUAAAUACUUUAACAGUCGGAUUUGAACAAACAACAUAUAAGAUGCUGUGUCAUCUACUUGUUCAACUUGAAAUAAAGUGAUAAUAAAGCACAAUCUGGUGUCUGUAUUGGUAAGCAUGCACUCGGAUCUCAUUUAAUCCUGUUUCCAGCGUCAUGACGUAUCCUCUGCUCUGUCCACAUGCACGUGAGCAUCGGUGAACAUUAAAGAAGCUGGCGUGCAAACAGAUCCAGCUGAUCCACAGGUUUAGAGUUAACUGCAACCAGAUCCGACUCCAAUCAACGUCACUCUAUUGAAACACAAUUGCUGGUCUCUCUCGACCGCGGCAUUGAUGCCGGCCGGGCAGCUC
This is a messenger RNA of Triplophysa dalaica, 1475 nucleotides long. It is a transcript of the gene mkrn2os.1, whose product is annotated as MKRN2 opposite strand, tandem duplicate 1. The transcript is spliced from 4 exons. Lineage: Eukaryota; Metazoa; Chordata; Actinopteri; Cypriniformes; Nemacheilidae. The record is from RefSeq and is a predicted model, not a curated record. Bases 323 to 985 code for a protein of 220 amino acids.